Callorhinchus milii (elephant shark) is the source of this 11450-nucleotide messenger RNA. RefSeq names its product protein tyrosine phosphatase non-receptor type 14. Gene Ontology annotation, cellular component: cytoskeleton. Gene Ontology annotation, molecular function: protein tyrosine phosphatase activity. The coding region runs from base 539 to 4114 and encodes 1191 amino acids. Gene Ontology annotation, biological process: lymphangiogenesis; protein dephosphorylation. Lineage: Eukaryota; Metazoa; Chordata; Chondrichthyes; Chimaeriformes; Callorhinchidae. The transcript has 19 exons. The record is from RefSeq and is a predicted model, not a curated record.
CAGUCUCUCUCUCUCUCUCUCUCUCUGUCUCUGCGCUCAACAAAAGUAAUCGUUGAGCAGUGAUUCGGGGCUUUUGGUUGUAAUUCGAAACACAGUGAUCCCGAGAGCUUUAUUGCUGUUGGUGGGGGUUUCCCUCUCCCUCUCCCCCUCUCCCCCCCUCUCCCCCACCGCCACUUUGUCCUUCUUCCUCAAAACAAGUCUCAUCACAGAGUGGAUGUUAUUGUUGUCUCUGCGCUGCACUGGAGGAUCCCAUCCAUUCCCCCUCUCGCUCCCGACUGUGGUGGAACUUUUGUUCUGAGCUCUGGAGAGGAGUCGUCUGGACGCGAAGGGGCGAUCGUUGGCUUUUCAUGGGAACAGCAACCGACCCCCACGGCACGUAACCAGGACGCAACAGAUAGUUCGAUGUCACCGGGAGUGGGACAACUGUUUUCCCCCUUUGGAGAAAGUCAAGGCACAGAGCGAAGAGUGUGAAACAACUGCCAACCUCUUUCAGGGGAUUCAGUUCCGAAAAAGGAGCAGCUUCCGAGGCUGAUCAGCCAUGCCUUUCAGACUGAAACUGAGAAGGACCAGACGAUACAAUGUACUAAGCAAAAACUGCUUUGUGACCCGCAUCAGAUUGCUGGACAGCAAUGUCAUCGAGUGCACACUGUCCGUGGAGAGUACGGGUCAGGAAUGCUUGGAGGCUGUGGCUCAGCGCCUGGAGCUGCGAGAGACACAUUAUUUUGGCCUUUGGUUCCUGAGUAAGAAUCAACAGGGACGAUGGGUAGAGCUGGAAAAGGCUCUGAAGAAACAACUGGACAAAUUCGCCAAUGAGCCUCUCCUCUUCUUUGGAGUGAUGUUCUACGUCCCCACUGUUUCGAGACUCCAGCAAGAGGUCACAAGGUAUCAGUAUUACCUUCAGGUAAAGAAAGAUGUGCUGGAUCGACGGCUCCCUUGUAUGUUAGAGCAAAGCAUCAGGCUAGCUGGCUUAGCCGUACAAGCUGACUUUGGAGACUAUGGACAGUAUGAGUCACAAGAUUUCCUCAGGGAAUAUGUUUUGUUUCCAAUGGACUGGAUCCAAGAUCAACGAAUGCUGGAGGAAAUGACCCGAAAGGUGGCACUUCAGCACCAGGCUCACAGUGGGAUGCCACCUGCAAAGGCGGAGUUGCUGUACAUAAAGCAAGUGGAACAGCUCGAAGGCUUUGGACAGGAAAGCUUUCCUGCUAAGGAUAAUCUCGGAAGUGAUGUUUUUAUUGGUGUUUCCUUUGUGGGAAUCUUUGUAAAGCAUAGGGAUGGACGGCCAACUGUAACAUUCAGGUGGAACGACGUUGGAAAUAUCACACACAAUAAGUCUUCGAUUAAUGCAGAGUUAACAAACAAAGAAGAAACCGUUCCUUUUCACACUGAUGACAUGGAAAUGGCAAAAUAUAUCUCCAGAUUGUUCACUGCAAGACAUAAAUUUUAUAAACAGAAUAAAAUCGGCACUGAACCAAUGCAGUCAUGCUCCCCAACACCGAUCAGAAGACGACCCACAUGGAGCAGAUCAUCUCUGCCAAGGCAACAGUCGUUUAUAUUACCGCCAAUGCACAUCCAGUAUGGAGAACAUUACACUGAAACACAUACAUCACAAGAUAGUAUUUACCAUGGAAACGAAGAGGGCUUCUACUGCAGAUCUCAGACUAGCCUAGACAGAUGUCCAAUGGAUCUCAAUUACAUGAAUGGAACUGUGCCAAAUGGCAGUGUGUACAGUGCUCAUAGCAUGAACUCCUUGAAUCAUUCACAAAACUUCAUCCAGGCAUCUCCCAUGUCCUCUAACCUCAGCAUCCCUGGAAGUGACAUCAUGCGUGCAGAUUACAUCCCCAGCCACAGGCACAGUGCUAUCAUUGUGCCCUCCUAUAGGCCCACACCUGACUAUGAGACUGUAAUGAGGCAAAUGAAGCGAGGCAUCAUUCAUAUGGACGAUCAAAGCCAGUCAUUGAGAAACCUUAAUAUUGGGAACACCCAUGCAUACAACCAGCCGGAAGCUAUGGUUUACAGCCAGCCUGAGAUCAGGGAGCGGUGCCAGUACCCCUCUCACUACGGGUCAAAGCGCAGUUACAGCAAACCUGCUCCUGCUUCCACUCAACUGAAUGCCAGCAAUCCUGCAGCCAACAGGGCGGCAAAUAGCGCAAUCUCACACACUGUAAGCACACCCGAGCUUGCCAACAUGCAGUUGCAGGGCAAUCCCAACUACAGCACCACUCACAUGCUGCGGAACCACUUUUGUAGGCCGCCCCCUCCGUACCCCCGCCCGCGGCCUGCCACCAGCACCCCGGACCUUGCCAGCCAUCGCCACAAGUACGUCAGCGGCAGCAGCCCUGACCUGGUCAGCCGGAGGGUCCAGCUCUCGGUGAAGACAUUCCAGGAGGACAGCUCCCCCGUGGUGCACCAGUCCCUGCAGGAGGUCAGUGAGCCUCUCACAACGGCCAAGCAUCACGCGGCUGUCAACAAGCGCCACAGCCUGGAGGUGAUCAGCAAUAUGGUGCGUGGGAUGGAGGCCAUGACAUUGAAGAGCUUGUGUGCUUCGGUCCCCCAGCGCAGGAACACCAUGCGCGAUCAUCGGCGUCAGGAGGAGCAGGUCCACAAGGUCCAAGAGGUUCAGCAGCAGCCGGCGUAUCACCACAAGAAGACCCUGUCCGACGCGACCAUGCUGAUUCACAGCAGCGAGAGCGAGGAGGACGAGGACACCCCCGAUUAUGACGUUCAGAUACCGACGUUUAACGACAACAUGGACUAUAGUGCCCAGCUGCAGGCAGCAUUGGCAAAAAUACCAAACAAGCCGCCUCCUGAAUACCCAGGAAGCAAAAAGAGCAUGAGCAACGGGGCCCUGAGACAGGAGCAACCUAAAAUGAUGCCGUAUAUUGCCAGGGUCAAACUGCCAACGCCAGAGCUGGAUACCUUCUCUCGAAAUGAACAAAUAGCUCUUAAUGGGCCAUCGCUGGGGCCGUCCUUGUCCGAGCCUGACCUGACCAGCGUGAAAGAGCGAGUCAGAAAGGAGCCAGUCAAAGAGAGACCCGUGUCUGAACUCUUUUUUGUAGAAGACAGCAUCGUGGAAAGGGAGAUCCUUUUGAGGAAUUUAGAGAAGCAAAAACUGGCCACGGCAGAAGCACAGAAGUUUGGGCCACUGAAAUGGGCAGCACUCAACGGCCUUUCAAUGACGAGAGUCCCAGUGCCCGAGGACUGCCAGGAUGACACUUCAAAAAUACUGAUGGAUGAAAGGUGUAAAACCUUGGAGAUCAAGCUGGAGGAGGAUAUGGUGUUUACAGAGUAUGAACAGAUCCCAAAGAAGAUGCUAGAUGGGGUUUUCACCACAGCGACGCUUCCGGAGAACGCUGAGCGGAAUCGUUUCCGAGACGUUAUUCCUUACGAGGAGAACAGAGUGGAGCUGGUGCCAACCAAAGAAAAUAACACGGGCUACGUCAAUGCCUCUCACAUCAAGGUCACUGUUGCUGGAGAGGAAUGGCACUAUAUCGCCACACAGGGACCUCUGCCACAUACAUGCCAUGAUUUCUGGCAGAUGGUAUGGGAACAAGGAGUGAAUGUGAUUGCCAUGGUUACAGCAGAGGAGGAAGGCGGAAAACCAAAGAGCCACCGAUACUGGCCCAAACUGGGCUCCAAGCACAGCUCCGCCACUUACGGGAAGUUUAAGGUUACAACCAAGUUCCGCACAGAUUCCGGUUGCUAUGCCACUACAGGUUUAAAGGUCAAACAUCUUCUGUCGGGGCAGGAGAGGACGGUGUGGCACUUGCAGUACACGGACUGGCCAGACCAUGGCUCUCCGGACGACGUUCAGGGAUUUUUAUCUUAUCUGGAGGAGAUUCAGUCUGUCCGCCGACACACCAAUAGCAUGCUGGACUCCACCAAGAGCUGCACCCCACCAAUAGUUGUCCACUGCAGUGCGGGGGCUGGGAGAACUGGAGUGGUGAUUCUAACUGAAGUUAUGAUCGGCUGCUUGGAGCACAACGAGAAGCUGGAAGUACCGGUUAUGCUGGGAUUCCUACGACAACAGCGGAUGUUAAUGGUUCAGACAAUAGCCCAAUACAAGUUUGUCUACCAGGUCCUCAUUCAGUUCCUAAAGAACUCCCGCCUGAUUUAGUGUCCCCUUAGAAACCGUGUGUUUGAACCACACUAACGGUUAACAGUGGAAAUGGAGUUAGCUGCUUUUAUUUAUAUAUAUAUAUCUAUAUAUAAAACAAUGCAGCUUAGCACAGCAGGUAUUCUGUGAUGUGAUACUUUGACUUCUGCAACUCCCCUCGACUCUGUUUUGAGUCUUGUUGAUAUUAAUUUAUAAGAAGGAAGCCACAAGCCUGACACAGAGAAUAUUGGCUUAAAGUAGCGAUAAGGAGCAUUGUGUUUGGCUUUGUAUCAGAGAGUGGCUUUUCUUUCACAGUUACUAAGCUUUGGAUCACAGUGACAGGUUUAUUGCAACAAAGUAAAAUGGAGCAUCGUAACUUUGGAAAUGUGGAGAGAAGAUUAAUGACCAAGUAUGUUCAGAAUGCGUGGCUCUCACCUCACCAGCACCACAGGAAAUGCAAAAAAACACACCUUUAAGGUUGUUCCGUUCACAUCAUCAGAUGACACAAUGAGACCAUAUUAACAAUUAGAAUUCAUCACAAAGCUAUUUAUGGAAAUGACACGAUUUCCGUUCCAUUAGGCCAGGAAUGCACGUCUGUAUCAGCAGAGAUGAGUUGAGCUGAGCCCUAAAGCAGUGUUACUCACGUGUGCUAACACAUUCCUCUUUUGACCUUCUGCGCAGAUUACCUUUAUGCUAAACAAGAAUGAGGAGGUUUACCUUUAAUCCUUUAAACGCUCUUCUCCUUCAGGAACUCGCCCAUAUUUCUGUACUUUAGGUUAAUUUAUACAGGACACUACGUCUAAAAAGGGGAGGCAAGUAAAGCUUCUCCUGUAUCUAUUGGGCCCAAUAUCAACACUUGCUUUCAGCGAAGUAGAAAGCAAUGGGUAUCUAUCUCUAUCAUUUCUAUAUGAGGAAUCAGUGCGAUAGAAUAGAGUGCUAUAUUAGGAACUCUUCAGUCACAGGAGAAUUUUAGUGGAGUAUUUGGGGAUGAGGACUAAGGCACCGAGAGGGAGUUCUGUAGAGAAACAAUCUGUAAAAAUGUUCCACCAGGUCAAGAUUUAUUCUAUUAAUGCAAUGUUUUAGAGCACCAAGAAUCUGAUGCUGGUUGGCUUCUGUGGUUCCCUCGACAGUGAGUUCACGAGCUUGGCCAUACGCCGCUGGGGAGGAAUGGGAUGAAGGCUGCGAUCCAGGACAUUGCGCGCUUACAAAGGGGAAAAAUCCCAUUCUAAAUGCAAAAUUGUCAAAUUCGCUACAUUUAACGGCAAAAAGCAUUUCUCAUCUUCAACUUAUGGAUAAUACAAAUGGCUCAUUGUGUAACAUCAAAAGCCAGAGCUACUCUGGCUAUUCACUAACUUCAGCUGCAGUAAAAUAUUGCCGCAGACUCUGUGGCAGGAUAGGACUUGCUCAAACAUCAUAAUACUCGACCUUGGUAAGCGCGGCAGUUAACCAAUCAACCUGUUAAUUUUUUAUAAACCUGUUCAAAGCGUUUUUAGCACACUUUACUUUCUGAGAAACCCUUUGUUCCUCACAGUUUUCUUUCUUUCUGAUCAUCCGAGUUAAACAACAAUUAACUGGCAAGUGAGUCAAAUGUUCCGUUCAAUUCUGACCCACUGCUCUUUUAGGAAACGACACUGAAGCGAGAAUAAUCUCAGUCGUUAACAACUUCAACUUGGCCCUCGAAGAAGGGCUAAACCUUUUCUAACUUGGUCAUUCCAAAGAGGCUGAUCCAACUUGUGACAACUCUUGGAGCAGAUAACAACGCAAGAGGAAAAUAUUUAAAAGUGGAAAAUAAUUGCCUCCAGCUUCCCCUUCCUAUUUAUCAACUUGUGUCAUGUCCUCUGUCCUAUUUCUCCUUUGCUGGAAAAGCAUUGAAUUAACCCGUUGAAAACUGGGAUGUUCUCCAUCCUUUCCUUCAUGUACUAUCAGCACAAAUAACUCCCAGUAGGCAGGACACGUUAUAAAGUAGGUUUUAGAAAAAUGCUUUGCAAAGUUGAGCAGUUUAUUCAAAGGGGCUUUUUAAAUACUAUAUUCUUAGGCUGAUGAGUAAAUGCUGCACUGGACUUUGAAGGGUUAAUGAAACUGCCAGUGACUGAGGGGUUUUUUUUUGGUGGGGGGGGGAGGAGGGGCAGAGAAUGGACAAACCUGUCAAAGAAACUCUUUGCGGUACGUGCGAUUGGAAAGUUGUGCAAUUACAUCUUUAGAAUCUAAUUCCAUUGUUUUUGUAAGAAGCCUCACUCCUCUCGGCUUUACUGGGCGCUUGCACAUCACUGCCCUUACGUUCGACUCGGCACAUUCCACCCACCCGGCAGAAAGUGGGGGCCACGGUGCAAUCUCUCAUUGUUUUCUUGUGCAAACCUUUUUUUAACAGCAGUAUUAUUAUUCAAAAUGUUUUGCGUUUGCAUCAAGUGUCGGGGAGAAGUGGGGGUUUGCAAGAGGUUGACGCUGAUGACAUUGUGACAUUUUUGUGGACGUUUAAGGUAUAAUCUACUUGGUUAACGGUGUGUAUUAAAGGCCAAAGGUUCCCUGGAAAUGUUCGGGUUGCAACUCCUAUCUCCCAGGCCUAACGUCCCUGCUCAUAAAACAGUCAAGUUUCCCAAUUGCUGAGUCUUUUACGGUGUUGUUUCACAAACUUGACGAAAAGCAGGCAAUUCAUUUCAUAAAAAAUAAAUCGGCUUAGAUAAUGCUUCUCUGUUCUCAAAUUGACUAAAAGAAAAAAAUGAUCAGCACAGUUGAUUCCUCCUGUCAGCAAUGGAACCAGCUUCCCACAAAAUUGUAUUGGAUUUCGUUCACAUUAUUGAAGAGACCUAAUUUUUUCGGGUGGGAAGGAAAGUAGAAAAGGCAUCAUUUUGAUUGGAAAAUAAGUCAGGUUUAAGUGUGGGGUUUAGGUGCUUGGAACAACACUCCAAAGGAGGCAGGUCGAAAACCGCAAUUCUGUUCUCAUCACAAUUUCUGUUCGUAAUUGAAGUUUAGAUACUUUAACCUGAUAAUUAUACUCUAAUCUUCCCAGAAUUGGUCAAUGGCAAAAGCAGAAAAUUCGCUGGCUUGUCUUACAGAGAUUGAUCUUGGAACACAUCAAUUAUGUGAACUGGGUGUUUUAAAAAAAAGCUUCACUUAUCUGGAAUCCGCAACAAAGUCAUUGAAUUAAUGAGUGUUGUGGCGUUGGCAUAAAACAUGCUGGGAUUUUCAGAUUCUGGUCACUUAACUGAAACAAUCACUCAGAUGGAAUCGACUUGGGAGCUGUAUAUAUAGCCAGUGAGCAAAGGUGUGUUUUAUAGGAAACAAAUGUAUUAACUCUCAAACCUUUGUCCGAAAUGAUCAUUACAUUAAUUAAGCCAUGUAACUGUGAUCGGUUUGAACACAAAGAAUGGCUUCCCCCACUGCAAAAAAAAUAGUUUGCAGGAAAAGUACAAUACAGCAGUGAGGGCGGAAUGCCUAGUUAGUAAAUUUAUUCUGAAUUCGUACAGAAAUCAUUUUAAAAGUAUUGUUCUUUGAAGGGUUCAGAAGAUUGGAGGGUAAUAUGUGAAGAGAAAGUAGCAGAGGAUAAGAAAUAUAGACACAUCAUGAGAGAUGCCAGGCAUCUGAACUUCCUUCACUGGGGUCUAUGGUAGAACAAUCGCAAAAGGUAGUGAUUGUUUCAUUGCGUCUUUACAAUGGGAAAUCCUGUUAGAAAGACAAAACAAAAGGAUUGUUGCUCUUUGCAGUUGGUCAAAACCUAGAUGUAGAUGUGUACUUAAGCUUAUGUAAAAUGUACUGUGUAGGAUAUUAACCAACCCUGAAGUCUGCUUUCUGCUCGUCCUACUUUAUGUUCACGGUUAACAUUCUGAAUGAAAUGCCCAUAAAAAAUAGGUGCAGUAUCCUGUACAAUCUUUUUUCUGUUCCCCCCCCCAAAAGUGAAACAAUUACCAGUAAUUUGCCUACAAAAGUACACAGUCGUUAUACUUUGCAAUAAAUUCCAUGAAGUGCUUUGAGAUGUGAAAAGCAUUAUAUCAAAUGCAAAGACUUAUUAUUAACAGAUUAAAAAUCAUUGUUCAUUAAGACCGAGCAGCUAGAUGGUAAAAGUGCUGUUGUGAGCACUUUUGUGCAUCAAUAACUGAACGGUAAAGGGCAGUGAACCUGAGGGAAUUGGCAGGCCUGUAACAUGCAGGAAUCCACAAGUCUAUUGUACAGAUGCUCCUCUGGUCACAGCGUAACUUUUUCGACAGUCGUUUAACCAUGUAAUUUGGACAACGUGCUGUGAUCUUGCAAGACCUUUUUCACUGUCUAAUGCUAUGAUUGAUCGUAAUUGUCUAUUUAUAUAAUUUAACAGGUUGGGAGAAAACCCCAAUCCUAGUGUGUGCUUUUUUUUAAAUCCUAGCUGUGUCAGUAACUCAGUAUUUGUAAAAUAAGAUAUUGCCAAGGUCAGGAAUUGUUGGGUCUCAUCUGGGCUGUCCAGUAAUGUUCUUUGUUGAGUGAUUGCCAAAUGGUUCACCAUACCUUUUUUUUGUAAUUCCUGUCCUUACAUUUAUACUUAAUGAGGAUCUAACUGACAGGGUUUCUUCACUAGAAUCCUGCAGGUUAAUAUGAUUUAGUCCCUGUGACUGGAAGUAAUCUCCAUUUGUAAAUCAGAGUUUCCUCUUAACAAAUGCAAUAAAUUGGAUCCCAUUGUUUGGAAAUAUUGAAUGUCUGGUUGGUGACCAAGGUGCGAUAUUUAACUUUGAUCUGACUGUGGAUUCUAGAUUGGUUAAGAUCCCACAACCGAGAUCUACCAUUGUGUUUUCCUUUCUAUUAACAAUGCUUUGAAUGUACCCGCGUUUAUGUAUAAAUGUAUUUAUCACUAAGUCUGAGUUACAACCGGAAUUGUAUUAAAUUGUGCAUUUUGACCAAGCAUUGAUGGGUCAAAUUGUAGGAUAUUUUGCGGCACAUUUAAACCGUUGGCCUGAAAUGUUGUCUAGUCAACUUGUAAAACCUCAUAGUCUUAGCAUUUAAGUUCAUAUAGCUUUACGGAAAAUUCAUGGAUUGUCUCAAUUUGGAAGCUGGCUCUUUUUGGAAGCAUUGUAAAACUGCCUUCUAAAUUGAGACUGAAUUUAGGAAUAUUCUACAAUUCUGUGAGAUCUUAAAUUUUAAUUUGGUCUUAGAGGCUAAGACCAGGUGGAAUUGUGGAUGUUAGCACUACACAAGUAACUAGAUACCACAGACUAAAUAUUUGGAUUACAUCUAUUCAAAUAUGGAGAUGGAUAGGGGAAAUUCCAAAGUCCAUUACGAAACAAAACUUUUAUAGCUAGGGACAGAUUCACACUGCUUUAUUUUUAGGAAGCAUUGAUUUGGAACAAUUCUGAUUCUGAUUGCAAUGUGGAUAAAGCAACAGUUAUCACAUGUGAUUUAUUUUAUGUUCCUCAUUGCUCCAAAUGAAUGAAUGGCAGAGGGAGGUGUGUUUAUGCAGUGGUGCCAACUCUAGUCUGCUUUAACAACUGCAAUUGAGCCCAUUCUCAAUUGCUGAAUGAGACUGAGUGCAUCAUUGACUGAAUAGAAUUGGGAGCAUCAUUGAUUGUUUGAAUGGGCCAAAUUCAAUAGAUUAGAUAUGUGCUGAAUCCAAUUUGCCAAAAAAUGACCCACUCUUAAAUACUGUAUAGGUUAUCUUUUGGGGGGAAAAGUACAUCCUAUAGUGCACCCUGUACACAUCAGGCUUCAGAGUAAAGAAAUAUGGAAUAUUGUCUUUGAUGGUCCAGAUGUUUUAGUUCAUUGCAGAGCUGAUUGAACCAGUUGAGUUGUGCCUUCAUGAUAGAACCAAUUGUUCUCUGCCCCUUAUAGUGGUUUCUUUGUUGGGAGUUUUAAAAAAUGACUGCCCAGAGCACUCAAAUAUUGUGCUCUUAUCACAGUAACAUAGUGUUUUGUUCCAUUUAUAACUUUAUUUUCAAAAAAGUGCCUUGACAAAUCUAUUGAAAGGUCUAAAUAUUAUUCUGGGCUAGCAAAUUAGCUGCCACAUCGCCUACAUAAAAGUUCACUUCAUUUCAAACGAUUCUCCUUUAGUAAGGUGUCUCAAGGGGGACAUUGUUGGAGCUGUAAACGUUUUUUUAUUAUAUAUAACGUAGGGUAAACUUCAGAACCACGCAUUAGGUAAACGUUAAAGUUUAUUUAGUUUUCAUUUAUGAUCUCUUUUGUGGGUGUGUAAGUGCCUUACAAAAAAGUUAUCACUUAUUUGUGGUGAGCUGCAGACUCCACUAAGUGUCUGGAGCUUCUGUACGCUUGCCGUAUGGUACUGGUAGUGGAUUAAAUUGGUGCUUGCACCUGUUCAAAAUGGUGUGGCCAUGUCACAUUGAAAUGAACAGGAAAAACAAGAAGGGUCUUCCCCACUUCUAGCCGCACACUGCCUUGUAGUUUCAAAUUCAUAUGAAGCACAAUACUUCCUGGAGAACAUUGAAACCCCUGCGCCCCCCCCAUGACCUGACCUUUCAGUUGCACUCUCUCAGGUUACUGGAGUUGACAAGAGCUCUUUGUAAUAGGUAAAGUGGUAAUGCAUGAACCCAUCCUGUAUUGAUUACUAAUACCAAUGUGUUUGAAUGCAUGCUCAGGUUAGCUAAAGAUAGUGUGUCUGCGACGUAAGGCAAACUGGUCCAAUCAUGGUUUAGGUCUUCUUUCUCACCUGUGUGCUUUGAUUGUACCAUUGAGGUAUUUCUCCACCACAUAUUGUAGUAUAUGUUAGGAGUUCUGACUGUUCAGGAUGUCUGAUGGAGAUCAAGUGAGGAGGUAUUGUUAUUGUUAAAGAAAGCACAACUACUGCACAUCAGUUGGUGCUUUUCCUUCCUUCCCUGCAAAGUUGGUCUAAAAUUUUAACAAACCACAAGUGUGUGUUGUACUAACUCAGUGAAACAGUUUGGCUCCUCAAAACAAUAUACAUACUUGGCAUAAUGUUGCAAUGGGAAGCUAUGUACCUGGGUAGAUAAGUCCUUAGACAAGACCAAUGUAUUUGCCUUUUAACAGAAUUAAAUAGUUUGAAAAGAGUUCUGGUUGGUCAAAGGCUUACUAUGUUCUGUAAGUCCUUUCCAUUAAAAACAAGCUAUGCAUACUUUUUAAUCCAAUGGUUGAGAUCACUGUAAAUAUUUCUGUAAAAGCUUUUCUUGCCAGUUUUCCAGUAUAAAACUGAUAAUGACAGUAUUUUGCACUGUACUUUGCUGCCUUUAUUUCCUUGUAUAGAUACCAUUCACCAUUGCUUCUCAUAACUGGUCAGAACAAGCUUACAAAGUUUUUCAUUGCGUCUUCUAUGUAAAUUAUUUUGUAUAUGCUUCUCCCCUUUAUUCGUGAAUGUACCAAACAUUUUGUAAAAGAUAAUUGUGUCUAGCUUUCAUAUCUUAAGUAUGCAAUAAAACAUUUUUUUCCAAAA